UCGGAUCACUUCCGGGUGGCGCUCCCGGGCUCCGAGCCGUGAUUGGGCGACUGUAGACAGGGCACUUCCGGUGUCCAGGUGCUGGGCUCCCCGGCAGGAAGGAAAGAUGGAGCCCUGCGCCGUGACCCGCGCUCCAGCCCUCUCGUGGCUGCUGCUGCUGCUGCUGGGCUCGGUGUGCGGCAGCGGCCCCCGCACGCUGGUGCUGCUGGACAACCUCAACCUGCGGGAGACGCACUCGCUUUUCUUCCGGAGCCUGAGGGACCGGGGCUUUGAACUGACGUUCAAGACCGCCGAUGAUCCCAGCCUGUCGCUCAUUAAGUAUGGGGAGUUCCUCUACGACAAUCUCAUCAUAUUCUCCCCCUCGGUGGAAGAUUUUGGAGGCAACAUCAAUGUGGAGACCAUCAGUGCCUUCAUCGACGGUGGAGGCAGUGUCCUGGUAGCCGCCAGCUCUGACAUUGGUGACCCUCUUCGGGAGCUGGGCAGCGAGUGUGGGAUCGAGUUUGAUGAAGAGAAAACGGCUGUCAUUGACCAUCACAACUAUGAUGUCUCAGAUCUUGGCCAGCACACGCUCAUCGUGGCUGACACAGAGAACCUACUGAAGGCCCCGACAAUUGUUGGGAAGUCAUCUCUAAACCCCAUCCUCUUCCGAGGAGUUGGGAUGGUGGCCGAUCCUGACAAUCCCUUGGUGUUGGACAUCCUCACAGGAUCCUCAACCUCCUACUCCUUCUUCCCAGAUAAGCCCAUCACCCAGUACCCCCAUGCAGUGGGGAAGAACACCCUCCUCAUUGCUGGGCUCCAGGCCAGGAACAAUGCCCGGGUCAUCUUCAGUGGCUCCCUGGACUUCUUUAGCGAUGCCUUCUUCAACUCCGCCGUGCAGAAGGCCACGCCUGGCGCCCAGAGGUAUUCCCAGACAGGCAACUACGAGCUGGCUGUGGCCUUGUCCCGCUGGGUGUUCAAGGAGGAGGGUGUACUCCGUGUGGGGCCUGUGUCCCAUCAUCGUGUGGGCGAGAAAGCCCCCCCCAACGCCUACACUGUUACUGACCUAGUGGAGUAUAGCAUCGUGAUUGAGCAACUCUCCAAUGGCAAGUGGGUCCCCUUUGAUGGUGAUGACAUUCAGCUGGAGUUUGUCCGCAUUGAUCCUUUUGUGAGGACCUUCUUGAAGAGGAAAGGUGGAAAAUACAGUGUCCAGUUCAAGUUGCCGGAUGUGUAUGGUGUAUUCCAAUUUAAAGUAGAUUACAACCGGCUUGGCUACACACACCUGUACUCCUCUACUCAGGUGUCAGUGAGGCCACUCCAGCACACGCAGUAUGAGCGCUUCAUCCCCUCAGCCUACCCCUACUAUGCCAGCGCCUUCUCCAUGAUGGCGGGGCUCUUCAUCUUCAGCAUCGUCUUCUUACACAUGAAGGAAAAGGAGAAAUCUGACUGAGGGGCCGGAGGCCAGGACUUCACACAGCAGAGUGGCACAUGAUUUUAUUAGGGCAAGAUGUUUUGUUGUUGUUUUUUAAGUCAUGGGAAAUGGCACAGCCUUACCUCAGCGUGGAACGCAGCAUUGAGUACCAAGGGGUGGGGGCUGGGGAAUCAAUUUUUAUGUAAGUUUUUCUACCUUGAGUUGCUGCGAAGCGUUUUUCACAUGUGCUGUCACUUUCUUUUCUAAUCUAAAAUAAAGAGAAAUGCUGGCCCUGUCUUGUGGUCAGGUGGGGA
This is a messenger RNA of Dipodomys spectabilis (banner-tailed kangaroo rat), 1701 nucleotides long. RefSeq names its product dolichyl-diphosphooligosaccharide--protein glycosyltransferase non-catalytic subunit (gene Ddost). The transcript has 11 exons. The record is from RefSeq and is a predicted model, not a curated record. Lineage: Eukaryota; Metazoa; Chordata; Mammalia; Rodentia; Heteromyidae. Gene Ontology annotation, cellular component: oligosaccharyltransferase complex; endoplasmic reticulum membrane. The coding region runs from base 107 to 1426 and encodes 439 amino acids.